Messenger RNA from Entelurus aequoreus (snake pipefish), 1956 nucleotides. Its product is annotated as dynein heavy chain-like. The transcript has 2 exons. The coding region runs from base 1 to 1956 and encodes 651 amino acids. Lineage: Eukaryota; Metazoa; Chordata; Actinopteri; Syngnathiformes; Syngnathidae. The record is from RefSeq and is a predicted model, not a curated record.
AUGGUGCAUUGCAUCAGCCAUCUUGGAUCACGUUACAAAUCUAGUCUCCACUUUCAUGUUGUCAUCACCACUGUGGGCGUGUCAUCGCCACUGUGGGCGUGUCAUCGCCACUGUGGGCGUGUCAUCGCCACUGUGGGCGUGUCAUCACCACUGCAGGCGUGUCAUCACCACUGUGGGCGCGUCAUCACCAAUGUGGGCGUGUCAUCGCCACUUGGUAUCAUCCAAGUGAAUCACUACACUGUCAGUGAUAUCAUCCAAGUGAAUCACUACACUGUCAGUGAUAUCAUCCAAGUGAAUCACUGCACUAUCCUUUAUAUCAUCCAAGUGAAUCACUACACUGUCAGUGAUAUCAUCCAAGUGAAUCACUGCACUGUCAGUGAUAUCAUCCAAGUGAAUCACUACACUGUCAGUGAUAUCAUCCAAGUGAAUCACUACACUAUCCUUUACAUCAUCCAAGUGAAUCACUACACUAUCCUUUAUAUCAUCCAAGUGAAUCACUGCACUGCCAGUGAUAUCAUCCAAGUGAAUCACUACACUAUCCUUUACAUCAUCCAAGUGAAUCACUACACUAUCCUUUAUAUCAUCCAAGUGAAUCACUGCACUAUCCUUUAUAUCAUCCAAGUGAAUCACUGCACUGUCAGUGAUAUCAUCCAAGUGAAUCACUACACUGUCAGUGAUAUCAUCCAAGUGAAUCAUUACACUAUCCUUUACAUCAUCCAAGUGAAUCACUACACUAUCCUUUAUAUCAUCCAAGUGAAUCACUGCACUGUCAGUGAUAUCAUCCAAGUGAAUCACUACACUAUCCUUUACAUCAUCCAAGUGAAUCACUGCACUAUCCUUUACAUCAUCCAAGUGAAUCACUACACUAUCCUUUACAUCAUCCAAGUGAAUCACUACACUAUCCUUUAUAUCAUCCAAGUGAAUCACUACACUAUCCUUUACAUCAUCCAAGUGAAUCACUACACUAUCCUUUAUAUCAUCCAAGUGAAUCACUACACUAUCCUGUAUAUCAUCCAAGUGAAUCACUACACUAUCCUUUAUAUCAUCCAAGUGAAUCACUACACUAUCCUUUACAUCAUCCAAGUGAAUCACUGCACUAUCCUUUACAUCAUCCAAGUGAAUCACUACACUAUCCUUUACAUCAUCCAAGUGAAUCACUACACUAUCCUUUACAUCAUCCAAGUGAAUCACUACACUAUCCUGUAUAUCAUCCAAGUGAAUCACUACACUAUCCUUUAUAUCAUCCAAGUGAAUCACUACACUAUCCUUUACAUCAUCCAAGUGAAUCACUACACUAUCCUUUAUAUCAUCCAAGUGAAUCACUACACUAUCCUUUAUAUCAUCCAAGUGAAUCACUACACUAUCCUUUAUAUCAUCCAAGUGAAUCACUACACUAUCCUUUACAUCAUCCAAGUGAAUCACUACACUGUCAGUGAUAUCAUCCAAGUGAAUCACUGCACUAUCCUUUACAUCAUCCAAGUGAAUCACUGCACUAUCCUUUACAUCAUCCAAGUGAAUCACUACACUGUCAGUGAUAUCAUCCAAGUGAAUCACUACACUAUCCUUUACAUCAUCCAAGUGAAUCACUACACUAUCCUUUACAUCAUCCAAGUGAAUCACUACACUAUCCUUUACAUCAUCCAAGUGAAUCACUACACUAUCCUUUAUAUCAUCCAAGUGAAUCACUACACUAUCCUUUAUAUCAUCCAAGUGAAUCACUACACUAUCCUUUACAUCAUCCAAGUGAAUCACUACACUAUCCUUUAUAUCAUCCAAGUGAAUCACUGCACUAUCCUUUAUAUCAUCCAAGUGAAUCACUACACUAUCCUUUACAUCAUCCAAGUGAAUCACUACACUAUCCUUUACAUCAUCCAAGUGAAUCACUACACUGUCAGUGAUAUCAUCCAAGUGAAUCACUGCACUAUCCUUUACAUCAUCCAAGUGAAAUUGCCCUGA